ACCGGCGCUUCUUCCCAGGGCGGAGUUGUGCGAAGUGAAGAGGGGAGUGCUGAGGCAGUGUACAGUGCGGCGGAGGGACACCGAGAGCCUCUAAAGCAGGGCAGUGCGGCUCUUAGUUUUGCCGGCUUUUGCGCAGCUGACUCAGAGGAGACCUGCAUCCGAGAGAUGCGCUGCCCGUCUCUCUCAUUUACUUUCAAUGUCCUUUAUUUUUGACAAAAGCAAACACAACCCUUUGGAGCUUUUCAAAGACUAGCUUUGUUUUUGUAAUUGUAACACUUUAUUUUGUAUCAUUAUUGCGAUACUGGCGAGCAGUUGAUUCGCCAUCCCAGCUAAGCAGCGUCUGCCGCUCUGCAGUAUUGCUGGAAAAUCGGUUCAUUUUUUAACUCCCGUCUCACCUAAGCUCGUGAGAUUCCUUCCCGCAUCACCUCACCUGAACAGGACGUGCUGACUGCGCAACCAUGGGGUAUGGGCGGUCAGACAGCUACCGCGUGGCCACCACGCAGGACAAAGAUGAGAAGGCCAAGGAUAAGAAGGCCAAAGACAUGGACGAACUGAAGAAGGAAGUCUCUUUGACAGAACACAAGAUGUCUGUGGAAGAAUGUUGCCGUAAAUUCAACACAGACAUUGUGCAGGGUCUGACCAAUGCGAAGGCAGCGGAGUACCUGCUGCGUGACGGACCCAACGCACUGACCCCUCCCCCGACCACCCCUGAGUGGAUCAAGUUCUGCCGCCAGCUGUUCGGCGGCUUCUCCAUGCUGCUCUGGACCGGGGCUAUCCUCUGCUUCCUGGCCUACGCCAUCCAGGCCGCCACUGAGGACGAGCCUGCAGGAGAUAACUUGUACCUGGGUAUCGUGCUCUCAGUUGUGGUCAUCAUCACCGGCUGCUUCUCCUACUUCCAGGAGGCCAAGAGCUCCAAGAUCAUGGAGUCCUUCAAGAACAUGGUGCCCCAGCAAGCAUUGGUGAUCCGUGAGGGAGAGAAGAUGCAGAUUGACGCAGUGGAGGUGGUGGCUGGAGACCUGGUGGAGAUCAAAGGAGGUGACCGCAUCCCUGCUGACCUGAGGAUCGUCUCUGCCCACGGCUGCAAGGUGGACAACUCUUCUCUGACCGGCGAAUCAGAACCCCAGUCUCGGUCACCUGACUUCACCCAUGACAACCCUCUGGAGACAAAGAACAUUGUCUUCUUUUCCACCAACUGUGUUGAAGGUACGGCACGUGGCAUCGUGAUCUUCACUGGCGACCGGACUGUCAUGGGACGCAUCGCCACACUGGCCUCUGGGCUGGACACGGGCAAGACGCCCAUCGCCAGGGAGAUCGAGCACUUCAUCCACAUCAUCACAGGCGUGGCUGUGUUCCUCGGCAUCUCCUUCUUCAUCCUGUCCAUCGCCCUCGGAUACUCCUGGCUGGAGGCCGUCAUCUUCCUCAUUGGAAUUAUUGUUGCCAACGUACCCGAGGGGCUGCUCGCCACUGUCACAGUGUGUCUGACGCUGACUGCUAAGCGCAUGGCCAAGAAGAACUGUCUGGUGAAGAACCUGGAGGCCGUGGAGACGCUCGGUUCCACCUCCACCAUCUGCUCGAACCAAGACCGAACCCUGGACGAGGGAUUCGCCCACAUGUGGUUCGACAACCAGAUCCAUGAGGCCGACACUACAGAGGAUCAGUCUGGUGCGUCCUUCGAUAAGAGCUCCCAGACGUGGAUCGCACUGGCCCGCGUGGCGGCGCUGUGCAACCGCGCAGUGUUUAAGGCCGGAGAGGACUCCAAGCCCAUCCUGAAGCGUGACGUGGCCGGUGACGCAUCCGAGUCGGCGCUGCUGAAGUGCAUUGAGCUGAGCUGCGGAAACGUCCGCGCCAUGAGGGACAAGAACAAGAAAGUGGCCGAGAUCCCAUUCAACUCCACCAACAAGUACCAGCUGUCCGUUCACGAGACCGAGGACCCCAAUGAUAACCGCUACCUGCUGGUGAUGAAGGGGGCGCCAGAGCGCAUCCUCGACCGCUGCUCCACCAUCCUGAUGCAGGGCAAAGAGCAGCCCAUGGACGAGGAGAUGAAGGAGGCCUUCCAGAACGCUUACAUGGAGCUCGGAGGCCUGGGGGAGAGAGUGCUCGGUUUCUGCCACCUGCUCAUGCCAGAGGACCAGUACCCCAAGGGUUUUGCCUUCGACACGGACGACGUGAACUUCCAGACAGACAACUUGUGCUUUGUGGGCCUGAUGUCCAUGAUUGACCCUCCCCGCGCGGCCGUGCCAGACGCCGUGGGCAAGUGCCGCUCCGCCGGCAUCAAGGUCAUCAUGGUCACCGGAGAUCACCCAAUCACAGCCAAGGCCAUCGCCAAGGGUGUCGGCAUCAUCUCCGAGGGAAAUGAGACAGUGGAGGAUAUCGCCGCCCGCCUCAACAUCCCCGUCAGCCAGGUCAACCCCAGGGAUGCCAAGGCGUGUGUGAUCCACGGCGGAGACCUGAAGGACAUGGCUGGAGACCAGAUCGAUGAGAUCCUGAGGAACCACACGGAGAUCGUCUUCGCCAGGACCUCCCCCCAGCAGAAACUCAUCAUCGUGGAGGGAUGCCAGAGAGCGGGUGCCAUUGUGGCCGUGACAGGAGAUGGUGUGAAUGACUCCCCUGCCCUGAAGAAAGCUGACAUUGGCGUUGCCAUGGGAAUCGCUGGCUCUGACGUGUCCAAACAGGCUGCUGACAUGAUCCUGCUGGACGACAACUUCGCUUCCAUUGUCACUGGAGUGGAGGAGGGCCGUCUGAUCUUUGAUAACCUGAAGAAGUCCAUCGCCUACACACUGACCAGUAACAUCCCGGAGAUCACCCCCUUCCUCCUCUUCAUCAUCGUCAGCAUCCCACUGCCCCUCGGCACCAUCACCAUCCUCUGUAUCGACCUGGGCACCGACAUGGUUCCUGCUAUCUCCCUGGCCUAUGAGGCGGCUGAGAGUGACAUCAUGAAGAGGCAGCCCAGGAACCCCGCGAGGGACAAGCUGGUCAACGAGAGACUCAUCAGCAUAGCUUAUGGACAGAUUGGUAUGAUCCAGGCCCUGGGAGGGUUCUUCGCUUACUUUGUGAUCCUGGCAGAGAACGGCUUCCUUCCCUCCAUGCUGGUCGGCACACGUCUGAUGUGGGAUGACCGCACCUGCAACGACCUGGAGGACAGUUACGGCCAGCAGUGGACAUAUGAACAGCGUAAGAUCGUGGAGUUCACCUGCCACACGGCAUUCUUUGUGAGUAUCGUGGUCGUGCAGUGGGCUGAUCUGAUUGUCUGCAAGACCAGGAGGAACUCCGUUUUCCAGCAGGGCAUGAGGAAUAAGAUCCUGAUCUUCGGCCUGUUUGAGGAGACAGCUCUGGCAGCCUUCCUGUCCUACACUCCUGGCAUGGACGUGGCACUCAGGAUGUACCCACUCAAGCCCAGUUGGUGGUUCUGUGCAUUCCCAUACAGUUUCCUCAUCUUUGUUUACGAUGAGGUCCGGAAACUCAUCCUCCGUAGAAACCCUGGAGGCUGGGUGGAGAAGGAGACAUACUAUUGAUCAAAGAAUUUCUUCUUUACUUACCCCCAAAGACACAUUCCCCCCCC
Messenger RNA from Alosa alosa (allis shad), 3559 nucleotides. RefSeq names its product ATPase Na+/K+ transporting subunit alpha 3b (gene atp1a3b). Gene Ontology annotation, biological process: potassium ion import across plasma membrane; sodium ion export across plasma membrane; intracellular potassium ion homeostasis. NCBI's taxonomy places the organism in Eukaryota, Metazoa, Chordata, Actinopteri, Clupeiformes, Clupeidae. The record is from RefSeq and is a predicted model, not a curated record. Gene Ontology annotation, molecular function: ATP hydrolysis activity; P-type sodium:potassium-exchanging transporter activity; ATP binding. Gene Ontology annotation, cellular component: membrane.